This is a messenger RNA of Linum tenue, 1642 nucleotides long. NCBI's taxonomy places the organism in Eukaryota, Viridiplantae, Streptophyta, Magnoliopsida, Malpighiales, Linaceae. The record is from the annotation of a GenBank genome assembly.
UCGGAACUUCGAAGGUGCAAUUUUUUUCAUGCGUGUUUCAAUUCUGGGAAAGGGUAGCGGCCGAGAAUUGCUGUUCCCGCCCAUACCCAGUAGAAUAGUCCACAGUUCCACAGUGCCACUCCCUCUCCCGCUUCUUCGUAUCCUCCCCGCCGCCGCAAUGAGGAACAAGAAGCCGGCAGCCGCUUCUUCAAAGACGAUUAUGGACCUCUUCCACCCAGCCAAACGCCCCAAGCUCUCUUCUCCUUCCAAACCCUCCUCCUUCCCUCUCACCAAAUCCGCCACCGAUUCCUCUUCUUUCUCCACCUCCGCGUCCCUCUCCGAUGACCAGAAGUCUCGCAUCGAGUUCAACAAACUGCGCGCUAAGUCUAAGCGCAACCUCAAGCACUGUUCCCAACUCGUUUCUAACUGCAGAGAAGAAGGUGUGGGUUAUGUGAAAUUGGAGGAGCUAUUGGUGGAGGAGACAUGGUUGGAAGCUCUCCCUGGAGAGCUACAAAAGCCUUAUGCUAAGAACCUCAGCAGUUUCCUUGAGAAUGAGAUACUGGGCCGGGGAGUUCCCAUAUACCCACCUCAGCAUUUGGUGUUUAAUGCUCUUAACACCACCCCAUUUGACAGAGUCAAGGUGGUGAUCAUUGGACAAGAUCCUUAUCAUGGUCCUGGCCAAGCCAUGGGCCUUUCCUUCUCUGUCCCAGAAGGAGUCAAGAUUCCUUCAAGCCUUGUCAACAUAUUUAAGGAACUAAAGCAAGAUGUUGGGUGUCCAGUUCCUUCUCAUGGUAAUCUUGAAAAGUGGGCUAUUCAGGGCGUGUUAUUGCUCAACGCGGUUCUUACAGUUAGAGAGCAUGAGGCAAAUUCUCAUGCCAAGAAAGGAUGGGAGCAAUUCACAGAUGCUGUUAUCAAAACUAUUUCACAGAAAAAGGAGGGAGUUAUAUUUCUCCUUUGGGGAAACUUUGCUCGGGAGAAAUCCAGCACUUUUUCAGUUGUUCAAGCAUGCUUUCACGUAGAGAGUGUUGCACGCAGGUUAAUUGAUGGGACAAAGCAUCACAUCCUGAAAGCAGCUCAUCCCUCUGGCCUGUCUGCACACAGGGGCUUUUUUGGCUGCAGGCAUUUCUCUCAAGCGAACAAGCUCCUGGAGAAAAUGGGAGUUCCCCAGCUUGAUUGGCAACUUUAACUUCAGAAAAGUUGCUUAAAGAGUGAUGAUUAUCCAUCUAUCCUUCCUCCUGCAGUCACUUUUUGUUUGUAUGCGUUGUCCAAAGACCAAACCCAGUAACAAGCUAUAGUUCUAGGUAAAUGCCAAGGGAGUCAGUCGAUUUUGGGGAAGUUUUUGAAACCCUACUUCUACAGGUUGUGGGAAACGUAUGUUAAGAUGUGACAAAUCAUCGUGAUUUUGAUGCUCCUACGUGUUUUCCGCUAUCAGAGUUCGGAAUCAUUAUGUAAAUCCCUCUAUUGACUCUGAAUGCUAAACUACAGCAAUGCUAUAAUCUCUAGUCCCCAUACUCGCUAAACGCGAGAACCGAGAUGUGAUUAAGGAUGUAAACUUUUUCUAUUUCGCCACCCUUCAACCCAGUUAAUGUGCAUAUUCUAGCUGUAACAGAUUAUCUACCCAGCAGCUCGCCCACCACUGCAUCACUGAGUCCCAGUCAACAAG